Syngnathoides biaculeatus (alligator pipefish) is the source of this 2645-nucleotide messenger RNA. RefSeq names its product solute carrier family 35 member D2-like protein. The record is from RefSeq and is a predicted model, not a curated record. Gene Ontology annotation, cellular component: Golgi apparatus. The coding region runs from base 380 to 1351 and encodes 323 amino acids. NCBI's taxonomy places the organism in Eukaryota, Metazoa, Chordata, Actinopteri, Syngnathiformes, Syngnathidae. Gene Ontology annotation, molecular function: antiporter activity; GDP-fucose transmembrane transporter activity. The transcript has 12 exons.
UCCGAUUAAUUUUCGUUACCGCUAGUUUGGGCGGAAGUUAAGUUUUGAAACCUCUAUUGUGAUUGGAUGUGAAGAUCACGUGUGCCCCCGAACCAGGAAGUUUUGGGCGAAAUCAUUUAUUCCAACGUAAGGGCGCAUUAAAACGGUCAAAUCACGAGGUAAACCUACAUAAAUCAUUUUCGCAAACGUUUAUGCGAGCCUUUUUGCGUGACGUACGGGUAAAACGGUGAAUGUAUGCGCUAAUGAGAGUGUGGGUAAAGUUGGGGCGGAAGUUACGCUCGUGCGCGCGCUCGAGCGCGAGCGAGCCGAAGCCAGGUGGCGACCGAAAUGGCAUCGCGGCCGGAGCCGGUCCACGGCGCGGAAUGACAGCUCGUCGGAGAUGGCGGACAGACCUCCGACGGUGUUCUCCAAGCUGCUAGCCGCCGGCUUUUACGGACUCAGCUCGUUCCUCAUCGUGGUGGUGAACAAGAGCGUGCUCAGCAACUACAGGUUCCCCUCGUCAUUAUGCGUCGGGAUUGGGCAAAUGUUCGCCACGGUGGUUGUCCUGUGGGCGGGCAAGGCUGCGAAGGUGAUCGCCUUCCCGGACUUGGACGAGAAAGUACCUCGCAAGAUAUUUCCUCUACCUCUCCUUUAUGUGGGCAAUCAAAUAACUGGUCUAUGUGGAACCAAAAGGCUCAACUUGCCUAUGUUUACUGUACUCAGGAGGUUCUCCAUCUUGUUCACAAUGUUGGCCGAGGGAUUCCUGCUCAAGAAGAAAUUCUCCAGAUCGGUCCAGCUGACGGUAUUCACGAUGAUACUUGGGGCAUUUAUCGCUGCAAGCGCCGACAUGUCCUUUGACCUGCAAGGCUACGUCUUCAUCCUCCUCAACGACGUGCUCACCGCGGCCAACGGAGCCUACGUCAAGCAGAAGUUGGACGCCAAGGAGCUGGGCAAAUAUGGACUGCUGUAUUAUAACGCGUUAUUUAUGAUCCUCCCCACCCUGCUGCUGGCCCACGUGACUGGCGAUAUGCAGAAGGCCAUGGACUAUGACAGCUGGUCAGACGUGUUCUUCCUCAUCCAGUUCUUCAUGUCCUGCGUUAUGGGGUUUGUCCUCAUGUACUCCAUCGUGUUGUGUACGCAGUACAACUCUGCACUGACCACCACCAUCGUGGGCUGCAUCAAGAAUGUUCUGGUGACAUACAUCGGGAUGGUGUUCAUCGGAGACUACAUCUUCUCCUGGACCAACUUCAUCGGCUUGAACAUCAGCAUCGCGGCCAGCCUGGUGUAUUCCUACAUGACCCUGCGCGAGGAGCAGCCCAGCAAGGCCAGCGAAAGCACCAAAAUGGACAUCAAGGGCAAGGUGGUCGUAUGACACCGGGUGGGGGCUUUGGCCAACUUCUUUAUUUAUAUCUGAGGAGGAGGAACCGAUGGUUGAAAAUCAUCUCGGGGUUUGGAUACAUGGUUACGCAAAGUCGGGUACAAUAUUUUUAUUAUUAUUAUUUUUAAAACAAAAACAAAAGAUGGUCGCAUUUGUAUUUUAAAGUUUUGAGAAGGGAAAAACUAUUUAUGGGACUUUCCUAGCCGGUUUACAGGACACACACAGGAGUCAACUGUUACUUUUGGACCUUUUUAGCUGUUUACGAGGAAUGUAACACGGAUGCCUUCGAUGUCACGUCAUGUCGUCAUAUUUUCUGUGUACUCUUUUAGUCCGUUCAUUAUUUUUUUUUUUUUUUUUUUUUUUGCACAUGCACUGUUAAAACGGGAGUAAAAGAGCAGUUUACCUUUUAGCUCGGUCAGCGCUACAAAAAUGUGUGUGUGUGUGUGUGGGGGGGGCUCUUUUGCAGUUGUUUUUAUGACGCAUCUCGUUGCACUUUUGUCUGAGCGGCCCACCUCAACACGUUACAUACGUCAAUGGAGAUUUUUGUACUUUGCGGGUUACCUUCAAGUUUUUAAAAGUCCAGUACGAGCGUUUUAUGUUUUUUUUUUUUUUUCUCACUUUAUUUUGGCUUAAGAUGAAUUUGAUUCAACUUUGUAACGGAGUCGACGUGGUGUAUUUUUUUACGAUGCUUGUUCCUGUCAUCGAAUUAAAAAGAUGAGCCAGUUGCUCUUUUUACAGCUUGCUGUGCUUUGAGUCUCAUUGAGUGUCAAACUCAAGGCCCGGGGGGCCAGAUCUGGCCCGCCACGUGAUUUUAUGUGGCCCGCGAAGCCAGAUCUAGUGUCAAUUUCCGUGAUUCUUUCAAAUCGUUAUACAUCAGAAAUGAUCAAAGUUGAGCUAUUACAAGGAUUUUUAUGUUACCAAGCGUGAAAAGUUGGAAAAACGCAUUCCCCUUGAUUUCUGAUUCCAAAACUAGAUCAUAAAUUGAUGAUGUAAAUAUGAUAUGAUUAAAUAUUUUUGUUCCAGUCAUAACGGCCCUGUGAGGGGAAACUGGAGCGACGACGUGGCCCGCGAGAAAAAUGAGUUCGACACCCCUGAUUUAAUGAAAGAUGCGAUAAUUGAUUAUAAAGAUUAAUCAACUAUUUGGAUUACCAACUAAUUAUUUAGAGCCAUUGUGAAAUCCUCAAUUUGUCUCUCAACAGUGACUAUUGUCAGAAUCCACGAAAGCAAAAAAAAACAUACGACACAUCUGCUUUGACUAUGGAAUGUUUUGACCAUUUUCAGAUGAUUU